Molecule: messenger RNA, 5063 nt
Organism: Artibeus jamaicensis (Jamaican fruit-eating bat)
Lineage: Eukaryota; Metazoa; Chordata; Mammalia; Chiroptera; Phyllostomidae
Gene: ZNF280B
Product: zinc finger protein 280B
Exons: 7
Coding region: 608-2206 (532 amino acids)
Biological process (GO): regulation of DNA-templated transcription
Molecular function (GO): DNA-binding transcription factor activity, RNA polymerase II-specific; RNA polymerase II cis-regulatory region sequence-specific DNA binding
Source: RefSeq, a predicted model, not a curated record
GGUGCGGAGGCGUUUGUGGUGGUGGCAGCAGCGGGAGCAGCGGCAGCUCGGCGCCUGGGAACCGAGGAGCCGUAGUCUCCUCAGGCUUCGCUGGGGAGCUCCUAGGGCAGGUGCCAGCCUUGGGAGCACCGCGGGCUGGCGUCGGGUGUGAUCUCCUACCUGGAAUAUGUCAAGUUCUUGGAAGUUUUCAGUGCACACACAGGGCCUGCUCCCCUGAGGAACCUGCCCUUUCCAGCCCAGGAUGCUUUUGUUUCUUGAUCUUCUCUCUACCCUCCCACUUUCAUCCACGUGGCUGAGAUUUUCAUAAUUUGGAAACCUGGGAAGUCCAAGAUCAAGGUGAUGGCUGACUUUGUUCCCCAGCCUUGGGAUGUUCAGGACACCUGGCAAUCUUAAUAAGAUUGUUAUAGAAGCUUACAGAAGCCCAGUCUCAAGGACUGUCCGCUCCUCCUGUGCUGUCAUAGUUUUGCUUGUGUUGUUCGGAAUACCUGGCAAUUGUAUUGGACUAGGCUCAAGACUGCUGGGGCAACAGGUGGCAGUUCAUAUAAAGGAAGCACUGGGACUUGUGCUACAAGGCUACACCCUUCAACAAUAAAAAAAGAAAUAGAAAAUGGAACCAACACGUGUACGUGAGGAAGAACAAGGGCCAGAACCACAGAAGAGCACAGAAGAAAGAAAACAGGCAGAUGAAGAUGAUAGAGAACUGAUCUUUGUUGGAGUGGAACAUGUAAAUGAUGAUGCUGAGCUGAUCUUUGUUGGGGUGACUUCACAUUCAAAACCAGUCGUUUCAAACAUUUUGAACAGAGUCACCCCAGGUUCAUGUUCAAGGAGAAAAAAGUAUGCUUACUGCAGAAAUGAUACUGCUCGCAAAUUGCGGCCUGUAAGUCGUCAUGUCACCCCUACAUCAGAAGCAGUGACUGUCUUGCCAGUUUCUGAAUCUGAAUCAAGAUUAACAGAUAGUCCUAUUAUUAUCACUGAGCCUUUGUCUAAACCUGAUUGUAAAGGUAACUCACCAUAUGUUGUGCCUAAUAAUAGCUCUUCAGAGUUAUGUUCUCCUUUGAUUACAUUCACAAGUUCAUUGCAGCACCCAGUAGGAGCAGCACUUUCUGUAGGAAGUUGUGCAUCAAAGCAACUUUCAACUUCUGAAGUAAACAGCAUAAAUCCCAAAAGGCCUAAACUCAGUAAUGGAAUCACAGGGGGACAUUCUUCAGCUUUAUCCUCUUCAGGAAUUUUUCAUACAAUUAUUCCUCAGCAGACCACACCCUCAAAUGGUGUUCAUACCUCAUUAAGCCCUAUUCAGAACAGAGCACCUUUUCCAACAGCUUAUCCAAAGGACAGUGUCCAUUUCAAUACUACAAAUCCUGUUAGAGAAAAUAGACAGACAAAAACAGACUUUUCAAGUCUAGCAAGUCAAAACAAGACUGUUGAUCCCAAGAAAGGAAAUCUGAUCGUGUUACUUCAUGACUUUUACUAUGGACAGCAUAAAGGAAAUGGGCAGCCAGAAAAAAAGACCCACACAACCUUUAAAUGCCUUAGCUGCUUGAAAGUUCUAAAAAAUGUCAAGUUUAUGAAUCACAUGAAGCAUCAUUUGGAACUUGAGAAGCAGAGGUGUGACAACUGGAAAACCCACACCACCUGCCAGCACUGCCACCGGCAGUUUCCCACUGUCUUUCAGCUACAGUGUCACAUUGGAAGUGUGCACACUGCCCAGGAGCCCUCUGCUGUCUGUCGAAUUUGUGAAUUGUCAUUUGAAACAGAUCAGUUUCUCUUACAGCACAUGAAGGAUAAUCACAAGCCUGGCGAAAUGCCCUAUGUGUGCCAGGUUUGCAGUUACAGAUCGUCGGUCUUUGCUGAUGUGGAAACACAUUUCAGAACAUGCCAUGAAAGCACUAAGAAUUUGCUCUGUCCAUUUUGUCUCAAAAUUUUCAAAACGGCAACACCCUACAUGUGUCAUUAUAGAGGACACUGGGAAAAAAGUUUUCAUCAAUGUUCCAAAUGCCGACUACAGUUUUUAACUUUCAAGGAGAAAAUGGAGCACAAGACCCGGUGUCAUCAAAUGUUUAAGAAGCCUAAGCAACUAGAAGGGUUGCCUCCUGAAACUAAAGUUGUUAUUCAAGUAUCACUGGAACCUCUUCAACCAGGGUCAGUGGAGGUGGCAUCCAUUACUGUGAGCACAUCUGAUUCUGAAUCAUCACCCCUCAGGGCCUAAAGUAGAAUUAAAAAAAGAAAACCUUGUGAAUCCCAAUUUCAGGAAAACUAAAGCGAGUAUUUUAAUGAAAGUCAGAGAUACCAUAAACAAAAAAAUAUAAACCAUACAUUCUUUAAUAGCUUAAAUAUGAGUUUUUUAAUUCAUGAAAUAUGGUAUUAUUUGAUACAAAUUUUGAGAUGUUAUUUUAAAAUGUAUUACUUAGAUUUUAUGUGACUGGAUGUGGCUUAACUCAUAAAAGGUGCUUGUGUGUGUGUAUGUAUGUGAAAGAAAGAAGUUGAAAACAUAUUUAUUAUUUUGCUAUUUCAUGUUACUUGUGAGUGUGUAACCUCUGCCUGUAUAUAGAGAGUUUAAGUGUCUAAUUUUAUUUUCUACUUUUUCCAUACCCUGAAGACUUUAAUGUUACCUCUAGUCAAAUUGGGAUGGCUUUGUUAUGGCAUAGUCCUGUUUGCUGCUGAACUCCCAGAAGUGCCUCUGUUGUGCUAGCCUAAAAUAAACUUGGCUCCGAAAGCUUGAAUGUGGAGAAGUUGAGCAAGAAGCUGUGGUGUGAAUGGGACCAGAAAGUGGGAAGUUAGUCAGUGGACAGCAGUGGCUCUUUUGUCCAGUUGAGAGAGGGGUACACAUUUACGUGUCUUGGAGCUAAGGCAUAAGGAAUUCUGUUUCAGGGUAUCUUUACCUAGCCCAUAUACAUCCAGGAAAGCAAGACCAUUACAAUGGAAUGCCUGUAUUUGGUGAGGGGUCCCUGCAGACAUCAAACAACUAGUGUAUCACUGACUUCAGCUGGAGAAGCAGAGGUAGUUAAUAGAAUGGUGCUUGGUGCCAGUGGACCUAUGUUUAGUGAUCCGCAGGGGAAUUUGAUAUAUUCCCUCCCUUCUCCUUUCUCCUGGCCUUCGGUCAGAAUGAACUAUGUCCCUCACAGCCACAGCAGUAAAGAAGUGAAGUUUCCCAAGGGAAAAAAGCUUUGGCAUCUAUAGUUUGAAAUGUACUGGACCCAUAAUUUUAACUGGAAAGGGCCAAACAGAUUGUAUCUGUCAAGUUCACAGACUGAGAGCUCAAUUUAGUUCUGUUAAGCUGGAAUGGGGGUUGUCCAAGAACACUAGGUAUAGUGGAUAAAAAUAGCCCAGAUGACUGACUAAAACUUAAGCUGAUUGUAGGGCAUUUUCUUGUAUUUUUUUUUCUGUUCAUGUAUCUCACCCUAAUUGAACAUGUGAAGUUUGCAGUUUUGCAUCCUGCCUGUUGGACAUGAAUGUAUUACAUUGAACAGUUAUUCUCUUGUGUGUAUAAUUUUCCACUUUAUGAAGUUAACACUGUUUGAAUGUUACUUGACCCAUUCCAAUGUGCAAGAAAUGACCCUUUUUUCAGUAAGUAUUAGGUUGUAGAAUUGCUGCUCUUCAUCUAACCUGUCCACCUUUCUGAUAUGUGGGAGACCUUUUUUCCUUGCCAUUUCCAAGGGCUUCUCCACAGAACUGUGGAGUACCCUCUGAGAAUUUAUUUAAUAGCAGCAGCCUUGGCUGCCUCUGUGGGUUCCCAGGGUUGAGUCUUCCUCGGUAUAUUCUGGUGCCUUCCUUCUCCCACCCCUGACCCAGGUACCUGGCAGCUUCUGUGCACAUUCAAGGGAUCUGAGAUCCAAGCCAGGAGACAUCUUUUUUCCCUUGCUUUCUCCUCUUCCUUAAAGGCACCUUAUCUCUCCCCACUCCUUUCUUUCCUCCCUAAUCUAAUUAAAUUCCUUAAGCUUUCACAAAGAGCUGGGAAGUGAUAAUCAUUAAGAGUUUAGCAUUCCUCUUAGAAUUUCAGGAGAAAAAAACUGCAGACAACUGUGUAGCUGUGAGUAUAACGUAGAUUCCAUUGUAUCAGUUUGCUCACUGCUUGACUGAUUUGAUUUGCACUUUGAACAUUUAACUAAGCCUUUUCAGUUAGUUUGCUUGGACCAAGGCACUUUGCUAAAAUUUUAGUCUGAACCUUUUUCUUAGGUGUAGAGAAUGUGUUUAUGCGUGUGUUCUACUUGUUCUGCUGUCAGGUGGAAGCUCCUUUGUAUAAUUAGAGCUUCAGACUUUGCAUACUUAUCUCCCUUAUUCUGUUUUGAUAGUAAAAAUAUGAACUGUUUUAGUUCUGUGUGUUUGUUGUUGCUUAGUUUUAUCAACUGUUCCUGCUGUUUGCUCUUUUACUAAAAUAUGCCCCUAAGGAGUGCAGUUGUUAUUUAUUGCCAAGGUUUCAGUGAUACGGGCCCUGCCCACCUCUUCUCUUUCAUUCUGUACCAUGGUACUCUACCAUUUUUCCCAGUGAUGCACUAUUUUUGACACACUGGUCUUGCUUCUCCUCAAGCAAAUCACAUUUCUUUCCAAUCCAAAGACUUUACAACUGCUGUUCUUUGUCUUAGAAAGCUCUUCCCCCAAACCUGCAUGGUUUGCUACCUCAAUUAAUUAAUUAUUGGACAUUUUCUUUGAGUCAUUGGAUUUUGUCAAUGUCCUUAAAAUGACACUGAAUAAAAUUUGACCCUCAUCCCUUUUCUUCCCAUAAAGACACUUUAUGCCUCUCCUUCCUUCUCUCUCUGAUCUAGUUAAAGUUCCUAGGUUUUCACCAAAAAGCUGGGAAGGGAUAAUCAUUAAGGGCUUUGCUUCUAAGAAUUGAGCUAGCCUGAGUCCAUUUCUGUGCCUGCAACCAAAAGAAAAUUAAUAUAGUGAGUUGAGUUCCUUCAGGAGCUUUCUCUGUUUUUCUAUUGAUACCUCUAUAUUUUUUAAAGGCAAUGUCACUUUCUUUUGUUUACAAAUAUAUUGAAUAGCAGUCAAGAUUACUAUUUUGUAAUUACCUCUUGUGAAUUUCCCUGUCUAUUUUGCUUGCUUGUUCUUUCAGAUAAAGUUUA